This is a messenger RNA of Lineus longissimus, 1293 nucleotides long. RefSeq names its product neuroligin-2-like. The record is from RefSeq and is a predicted model, not a curated record. Lineage: Eukaryota; Metazoa; Nemertea; Pilidiophora; Heteronemertea; Lineidae. Bases 54 to 710 code for a protein of 218 amino acids. The transcript is spliced from 2 exons.
GACGGCAAGGACGGGCCGCCAUAAUUGAUCUAUUUUCGGACGAUAAUUUCAUUAUGCCGGCCAUCGCUACAGCUCGAGUCCAUGAGCGAAUGGAACCAGCCUCCAGGACAUUUCUGUAUUACUUUGACUACAUCAGUUCGGUUGGUAUGUCAAAAUUUCGCCCAGAGAAAGCAGCACAUAGAGCAGAACAAGGCAUGCUGUUUGGACCAUUCGUAAACGACUCAUCAAUGCUACCCACUAAAUUGACAGGCGUGGAUGCCCAAGUCCAUUUUGCGUUGCUCACGUACUGGACAAACUUUGCAAAAUAUGGGAACCCAAGUGGUGAUGGAACUACGGCAACAAAAACCCGCACCGCGUUUCCCGAAUGGCCCGAGUUCACUGUGGACAAGCAGCAAUACAUGAACAUCGCCGCCAACAGCACCUCAGUACUACUCACAGUCAAGAAAGACUUGCGAGCCAAAGCAGCCGCCUUCUGGUUGGAUUACAUACCAUACCUAGCCAACCAGACCUGCCCAGUGUUCAGUGUCGUAUGCCCUUCGUGUCCCCCGAUCAUGGAUCAGUAUAUCAGCUAUCUCCGCCUGACUGUCGGUCAAGCUCAUGUUGUAAUCAUCAUCGUAUUCGCUGCAACACUCGCUUUCUUUACUUUCGUUGGUCUUAUCCUGCUCAUCUGCUACAUCAAACUGAGGAAGGAACUGUUGAGGCAGAAAUAAUCAUCAUAUACUCAUGAAUUCGAAAGAACCGCAUCUAAUGCAUGAACGUAUGUGUCUCAGAAGUAUCUAGAGGUCUAGAAAUCGCCUGCCGUAUUGGACAUUGCCGUAGACUGAAUAUGCACAUGUGAUCAAUACAGUUACGUCUUUGCCUUCGCCUGAUGCUAAUGAGUGGCAAUAGUCAAUAAAUGGUAGACUGGUACUCAUGCUCUUUGCAAGUUUCAUAGGUGAGACUUUGGUAGAAAUAGUAUUCGCCAAUGUUCACUUAGUUCGUGUUCAUUGUUAAAAUGAUUUCAAUAAGAACGGACUCGCCCAGUAGCAUGUCACUAUCACGCAAGAUACAAAUAUAACAUAAAUCAUGCAGUUGUUGUUUAGCUCGAGUACCUCAAAUUGUGCAUUUUUCUGGAUAUACAUUUAUGGCGAAUAUCUAUGGCAUAACAUCUGACCCAUAUAACUCGUUUUCAUCAAUAAACAACCGGAUUAACUUUAUGACUCCUGUCAGUCUUUACAAUAGAUAUCUCAACUUGAAUAAUACACGUAAAGCCCACAUUAAUAAUGCGCUUCACAUGAGAGCGGUUUUAUUCAG